This is a messenger RNA of Sclerotinia borealis F-4128, 5178 nucleotides long. Lineage: Eukaryota; Fungi; Ascomycota; Leotiomycetes; Helotiales; Sclerotiniaceae. The record is from the annotation of a GenBank genome assembly.
AUGAAAUACACAUCUGCUAUACCAUUUCUUUUGGCAACACUCUUUGCUACUACAACUUUAAGUAAAGAUACUCAAGGACUUAUGCCGGACAACGAUCUUGGUCCCGCGAUGCCUCCCAAAUCCGAACCGUCUUCGGAUCCUAUUGGUGGGGGUGAUACAAUUGUUCUAUCAGAUGUCCUCGGCAGAGACCGAAGUAUCAAUAUAUUUGCAGGAUUUACAAGAGACAUAGCACCCUUAAGCCAGCGGUUCGCAGAUAGCGGUCAAAAUACCACUAUUCUUGCGCCUGUCAAUUCUGCAAUAAUGGGUCUGCCUCGAAAGCCAUGGGAAGACCCAGAAGACUAUGACAAGCUUGGGGCCAAUGCAUAUGAGGGCGAACAUGGAGAAGAGAGGGCCCAUAAGAACCUGCGAAGAUUUGUGGAAGCUCAUAUCGUUCCUGCGAGUCCAUGGGAGGAAGGUGAGAAGGUCAAGACUUUGGUUGGAGAUGAAGUCUGGUGGGAGAAUAAGGAUGGUGUGAAACGAUUGCAACCCGGGAAUAUUGAGGUUUCUAGCAGGGCGGAUGAUGUUUACAAUGGGCAAGUUUGGAUAUUGAAGGGUCUUAUCGGUCAAAUCGACAAUCAAAUCAACCAACCAAAGUCGAACGUUAUGAAUAAUCAGCCACACAACGGCCCUCCAGGUUUCGAUCGAGAUCGAGAAAUGGAAGAACAACACCGCCAACGUGCUUUACAGCAACAACAGGAAGAAAUGGAAGAAAUGGUGACGCAGCGUGAGCGCGAGCGCGAUCUUGAGAGGCAAGAAAGGGAUCGACAACACCGAGAACAAUAUCAGCCAGCACCUCCACACCAGAGCAAUACGGGCAGUAUUCCCCUACACCAGCCUGUAGCCAACCGAACAACUACAGCGAUGCACAGCCCCGGAGGUAUUCUUGCUACUCAUGGUACCCCACUAGGAGCUCCGAGUGGACCUGGCAAUGCCUUUGGAGGCCCGCUUCACAAUGACGCAGCACGCAACCUGCAACACCAUGCUCAAAAUGCCGCUCAACAACCGCAGCAGCAGCAUAUGUUCAACUCCGAGCCCAUAUUCAGCCGCAGUUCGGGUGCUCCUCAGUCAAAUGUGCCGCUUGGGGUUCCAGGCGUUCCAGAUGUUGGCUUCGGCCGGCCACAGCUAGUGCCACGGGAGACAACGCAGCAGGAAGUAGCAGCCGCAAGACUGAUGCCGUUUGGAGGACCUAUCACUCCUGGUCACCAAAUGCCUGGCACUGCUGGUCUAACACAAGGUGGCCAACAGCCAAUUCUCAAUGAUGCUCUUAGUUAUCUCGACCAGGUUAAAGUUCAGUUCGCAGAUCAACCCGACGUCUACAACCGGUUUCUCGAUAUCAUGAAAGACUUCAAGAGUCAAGCAAUCGACACUCCGGGUGUUAUUAAUCGAGUUUCCGAGCUUUUUGCAGGCCAUCCAAAUUUAAUUCAAGGCUUCAACACGUUUCUCCCGCCUGGCUACAGAAUCGAGUGCGGUGCCGACAAUAAUCCAAACACAAUUAGAGUUACAACGCCGAUGGGAACAACUGUUCAAUCAAUUCCUGGAGCUGGACGUGCACUUGGCGAGACCGUAGUUAGCCACGGCGGCGGCGCAAACGGUUUUUACAAUCCUCAACGCCCAGGAAAUUGGCAGCAACAACCUCAGCAUAGCAUCGAAAGUCCAGAAGCGGUGUUUAGUCCACCCCACCAGAGCGUUGCGGUUCCUUAUGGUCAUAAUCAAGCACCAAUUGGAUCAUACGACGCACAAGCAGCAGCAGCCGCCGCAGCCCAUCAACAACAACAACGAGGUGUCUCUCAAUUGACUAACGCUGUGAGCGCGACCUUGGGUCAACCACCAAGAAGUACUCAAACACCAACACCUGGCGGAGGUUCUGGUAGUAUGAACGGCUCUGGCGCGCAACCUGGCAUGGAAAAGCGCGGUCCAGUAGAGUUCAACCAUGCGAUAAGCUACGUCAAUAAAAUCAAGAACCGUUUCCAAGACAAACCCGAAAUUUAUAAACAAUUUCUCGAGAUUCUUCAGACAUACCAACGCGAAUCCAAACCCAUUCAAGACGUUUAUAGUCAAGUAACUACUUUGUUUGGCACAGCGCCCGACCUCCUUGAAGAUUUUAAACAAUUUCUACCUGAAUCAGCCGCACACGCAAAAGCUGCUGCUAAGGCGGCGGAAGAAGCAAUAACAAUGCCAGAUACUUCUCAGAAUGCCCAGCUUGGAAACAGAGGUCCUGCGGGAGAUUCCAAACUGCCAAUCAUGGGAAAUUUUCCUAUCCCUACACCUGCGACUGGCAAAACAGAAAAGAAGCGCAAGCCUCUCGCUCAAGGAUCUGGUUCGCAGAUGAACAAUGGUGGAGAAAGCUCUGUCCGUGGCGCCGGCCAACCACUACCUAAUAAGCGACCGAAAACCCAUCAUAACAGUAAACCACUGGCUGCCGAUGCUGCUGCAGUAUCUCCAACGCUGACGCCAAUCGUACCCGAACCACUGCCUCCUGCCUCGAUGUCAGCCGCGAGUUCUGAAGAAUUAGCCUUCUUCGAUCGUGUAAAAAAAUACAUCGGCAAUAAGUCCACCAUGAACGAGUUUCUGAAGCUCUGUAAUCUUUUCUCACAAGACCUGAUCGAUCGAAAUGUUCUAGUACACAAAGUCAGCAAUUUCAUCGGUGGAAGUGCGGAUCUGAUGAAUUGGUUCAGAGACUUUGUGGGUUAUGAAGGGGUCGACGAAAUUAUCGACAAUCGUCCAAAGGCUCCGACAGGAAGAGUUGCAUUGAGCAAUUGUCGAGGCUUGGGACCAAGUUAUCGCUUGUUACCGAAAAGAGCAAGUCCUCCACUACUUCCUGGUCGGGAUGAGAUGUGCCAAGCCGUACUCAACGAUGACUGGGCUUCACAUCCUACAUGGGCAUCAGAAGAUUCUGGUUUUGUAGCCCAUCGAAAGAAUAUCUUCGAGGAAGGACUUCAUCGCAUUGAAGAAGAACGUCACGACUACGACUUCAACAUUGAAUGCAACGCCAAAGUCAUUCAACUCCUCGAACCAAUUGCUCAGCAGAUCGUUGCCAUGGAUCCAGCCGAUAGAGAAAGCUUCCGCAUGCCUAGCGGAGCUGCUGGCCCAAACCAAGCCAUUUACAAGCGUGUAUUGAAGAAGAUUUAUGGCAAUGAAAAAGGUCCACAGGUUGUUCACGAUUUGUUCAAUGAUCCUUGUGCCGUGUUACCUGUAGUUCUAGCACGUCUCAAGCAGAAGGAUGAAGAAUGGACUUUUACCAGACGUGAAUGGAAUCCUGUCUGGGGCGCACAAGGCAGUGUUAUGUACUUGAAAAGCCUCGAUCACAUGGGUAUUCACGUCAAGCAAUCUGACAAGAAGCAUUUUGCUGCAAAGCAUUUAGUAGAUUCCAUCAAGACCAAGCACGAGGAACAACGACGUCUUAGAAGUUCGAGAGGUCCCACACCGAAAUUCCAGUACUCUUACCAGUUUUCUGAUCAGGAGGUCGUUGGCCAACUCCUACACAUCAUGAUCGUUUAUGCUUGCAAUGCAAACCAGCACAGUAGCUCCGAGCGUCGGCGCAUUUCCGAUUUCUUCGAGAAGUUCGUAUCUACAUUCUUUGACCUACCUGACGAUUUUGUCGCACGUCAUACUGCUGGCAUUGAUCGUGGAACUCCUGACGAUGAAUACGAAGAUAUUGCACCAGCCGAGCUUUCUAAUGGUCGAGGCAGACGACCAGUCAACGGAAAGAAAGCAGACUUGCGACGUGGUGUACUUGACAGAGGUCGAAAUGGCACAAGAGGUCGUGGACCAAAGGACGAUAGUACUACCGGCAGCAAAGAAUCUACACCGGAUGUUGAUUCUAACAUUGAUGAAGAAGUUGGGGAAGUCACUGACGAUAGAGUCAUGACUGAAGUCACCAAUGAGCGCUGGGCUGCCAUCCCAGGUGCGGUUGCUGUUCAAGGAACAAGACCUCUUGAAUCUGACGACUUGGAAAUGAAAGCGGAUCAACCAUUUCAACGUGAUUGGUAUAAUCUAUACUGCAAUCAGACCAUCUUCGUAUUCUUCAGUGUUUUUCAAACUCUCUAUCAGCGAUUCAAAGACAUCAAAGAUGCAGAGACCUCCGCUAAAGCAGAAAUGGAACGGGCAAAGAGUUGUAAACCUGCAAAACAAAUUGGUCUGCUAAGCGAUAGGAAUGACUACUUUACGAGUCUUGAGGAUGGCGAGUUCUGCUAUUCAAGAGUCUUGUUACUUGUUGAAGAUUACAUCAAGGGCGAGGUUGAAGACACCAAAUAUCAGGAGUACCUUCGACAUUACUAUUUGCAGACUGGAUGGAAAAUCUACACCGUUACCGACCUUCUUAAGAGUCUUUGCCGUCUUGGUUCCCUAUGUUCCUCUCUCGACUCUAAGGAGAAGACUCCGGAUCUCAUUGAUCAAUUCGUUCGCAACAGAGAGUCGAAAGAGACGUCGUAUAAUAUCGAGAUCAACUUACGGAAACAAGCUGACAAGUACAUUAAAGAUUCAGAAUUGUUCUUGAUCAGAUGGUACCCCAAAAAGAAUGAAGCCACAUCACAAUGGGUCCAUAGAGACGAGACUACCUUCGAUCUUGACAUUAUGCAACGAAAGGAGCGCUGGCAAUACUAUACAUCUUCCUAUGUCCGCAUCGAACCAACCGAAGGCGUCCCCCGCAGACUUCUUCGCAAGAGUCUCCUGACCCGCAAUCUACCAUCCGGAGACACCGAUUCGGAAGACGGCUCCAAUCAGCGCAAACCUCUCGUUUGGGGCGAAGAGCUAACACUUAGGAUCUGCGUCAAUAGCUAUAAAAUUAUCUACAAGGAACCCGGCGUAGAAUACUUCAUCUAUGCCGAUAAAGCUCUGGGUGGUGGCGAAGAUGGUGAAACCAGACAGAGGUUGAAGAAAGUUGAGGAGUCGAGGAAUCAAAGGUUCCAUGAGAAAUUCGGCAUGAAUAAUCGCUGGAUGAAGGAAAAGAGUCACGAGGAAGUCAUUAGGAUCAACCAGGAAUUUAGGAAAUGGAUCAGUGAGGGUGUCCUUCCCUCGUCGCAGGCUGCUGGCGCUAGUACUAGUGCCACCCUUGGAACGGGAUCUGGAGUAGUAUCAGGAGCAGCACCUGCAACUACGGCUACAGCAGCUGUAGAUAACGAAGUCGAUAUGGCGGAUUAA